AUGGGUUAAUGUAAUUGUUUAUGCUCCACUUAAAAACAAAAAUAUUUAGAGGAGAGCGAAACUGCUCAAACUAAAUUUGCUCCUUAAAAAUAAUUAAGUACAAAUUAUGAAAAUAGCACUGACGAAGAUAUUAUUUAGUCAAAAACUGCCCAAACUAAGUUUGAAUAUUAACAUUACAAUAAUAGAAUUUUUGAAAAUAAUACAAAUGAAGAAAAUAUUUAGUCAAAAACUGAUCAAAAUAAAAUUGCUUCCUAAAAUUACUAAAGAAGAAUUGAUGAAAAUAAUACAGAUGAAGAUAAUAUUUAUUUAAAAAUUGAUCAAAUGAAAUUAGCUCCAUAACAAUACAAUAAUAGAAUUUUUGAAAAUAAUACAAAUGGAGGUAAUAUUUAGUCUCAUGAUGCUUAAUAGAAUCACAGUUCAGCGUUGUCUUUUGAUAACAGAUAUUAUAUAGAGUAGAAAAUAAAUAUUAUUAGUCAAAUUAUUUUAGCUCUUAAUUAAAUGACUUAAAUUUACUGUAUUUCAUCUGGAGAUGCUCUUUUUUUACUUAGAAGUGUCAAUUAUGAUUUCAAUUAUUGUCUUGAAUUUGAUCAAAUUCAAAAAUAUUAAAAUAAAAAUAAAAAACAUGCUUAGGCUUUAAGCUCAUAAACUAAUAAUUCCUGUUUGUUAUGCGAGUGUCUUCUCAAUAUUGAAAAUAGAUAUUCUCUUGAAUGUGAACACUACUUUUGUAGAAGUUGCUUUGAAGAAUACAUGAAAUCCAUAUUAAAUCUUGGUACAUUGAUUCUUUAAAAAACUUGUCCAAUGGAUGGAUGCUAAUAUAAAUUAGGAUGGAAAGAAAUUGAGGAAUUCCUUAUUGAACCAAAGCAGAUUGAAUAGGCAAAAAAUAUUUUAUUUAAUGACUAUUUGUAAAUUAGUUAAAAAGUGAAAAUAUGUCCUUUACAAAAUUGUCAAAAUAUUUUUAUUUUCCCUAAUAAACUAAAUUAAUAAAUUAACUUGAGAUGUGACUGCGAAAUGUAAUUUUCAUGUAGUUCUUGUUAGGGAUAGGCUCAUUUACCUUUAGAUUGUGAAUAGUAUAAAUAGUGGUAGAACUUAAUUUCAUCUGUAGACUUAAAAGUUUUAGAAAAUCUUAGAUACAUUAUGCAAAAUACAAAGGCUUGCCCGAAUUGUAAAGUAGCAGUGGAAAAAAAUGGUGGUUGCUAACAUAUGAAAUGCCCAAAUUGCUAGGCUCACUUUUGUUGGGCUUGUUUGCAGAUAACAACGAACUUUUCUCAUCCAUCUUUUUGUAAUAAUUAAGUGACUAAAUAGAAUGAUUGCAUUGAGAUAGUGGAGUAGCAAAGAAUAGAAAAUUACUAACAAAAUUUUCUAUAUUAUAAACAAAUGGCUGUUUUAAGUUAAUUAGAAUAUGUAACAAAUUAUACUCUUUUUGAAAAUUGCUUUGCUUAAUUUGAUGAAAAUGAGAAAAAUGUUUAAAUGAAUUUAAGAAAAUAUGCUUUAAAUAUUUUGUAUGAGGCAAAAUUUGUUUUAGCUUUUUCAUGGCCUGUUGGAUUCUUCAUAUAAGAUAAAGAAAAACUGAAUUUCUUAGAAUAUUUGCAAAAUAAUUUAGAUUUAUAUCUAAAUAAAUUUGAAUAUCAUUUGACUUAACAAUUUAAAGAAUAAUUUGAUGAAGAAAUGUUAAAUUAUUAUUUUAUAAAUCAGGAAUAAUAUAAUUAUUAAAGUUAUUUAUAUAAUUAUAUUGAACAAACUUAAUAAUUUAUAGAAGAAGUAAAAUAAUCUCUAAGGAAUUUAGUAACACAAGUUUAAUUUGAUUAUCCAAACCUAGAAAUAUUCAAUUAAUAUAAAUAUGAUUUACAAAAUUAAGAUUAAAUCAAUAAUUAUAUUCAAAGUCUAAAAAUAUGA
Messenger RNA from Tetrahymena thermophila SB210, 1893 nucleotides. RefSeq names its product IBR domain protein. Gene Ontology annotation, molecular function: zinc ion binding; ubiquitin conjugating enzyme binding; ubiquitin protein ligase activity. The record is from RefSeq and is a predicted model, not a curated record. Lineage: Eukaryota; Ciliophora; Oligohymenophorea; Hymenostomatida; Tetrahymenidae. The transcript has a single exon. Gene Ontology annotation, biological process: positive regulation of proteasomal ubiquitin-dependent protein catabolic process; protein polyubiquitination; ubiquitin-dependent protein catabolic process. Gene Ontology annotation, cellular component: ubiquitin ligase complex; cytoplasm.